AUGAAGGUCACUUCUGCUGAAUUGAAACGUCUACAAAAAGACCCAUCAAGCAUAAGGAACAUUUGUAUCUUGGCCCAUGUCGAUCAUGGUAAAACAUCAUUGAGUGAUUCUUUAUUAGCAAGUAAUGGUAUCAUUUCUCAAAGAUUGGCUGGUAAAGUGCGAUACUUAGAUUCAAGACCAGAUGAACAACUUCGAGGAAUCACAAUGGAGUCAUCUGCUAUUUCGUUAUACUUCAGAGUUUUACAUAAACAAGAAGAUGGUGAAGUGUUAGCAAAAGAACAUUUAAUCAACUUGAUUGAUUCACCGGGCCAUAUUGACUUCUCAUCAGAAGUCUCCACUGCAUCAAGAUUAUGUGAUGGUGCUGUUGUUUUGGUUGAUGUUGUUGAAGGUGUCUGCUCUCAAACAAUCACCGUAUUAAGACAAUGUUGGAUUGAUAAAUUGAAACCAAUAUUGGUUUUAAAUAAAAUUGAUAGGUUGAUUUCAGAACUAAGGUUGUCACCAGGUGAAGCAUAUACCCAUUUAUCUAAAGUUAUUGAGCAAGUCAAUGUUGUUAUUGGUUCAUUCUACUCUGGUGAAAGAAUGCAAGCAGAUUAUUUGUGGAGAGAAAAACAAGAAAAAGAUGGGGCUGAUCUACAGGAGGAAUAUGUUGAAAAAGACGAUAAAGAUAUUUAUUUUGAUCCAGCUCAAAACAAUGUUAUCUUUGCGAGUGCAGUUGAUGGUUGGGGUUUUAACAUUGGUCAAUUUGCUAGAUUCUAUGAGGCAAGAUUAGGUACUAAAAGAGAAAACUUGCAAAAAGUCUUAUGGGGUGAUUUCUAUCUUGACCCUAAAACAAAGAAAAUCAUUUCACAUAAAGGAUUGAAAGGUCGUACUUUGAAACCAUUGUUUGUUUCAUUAAUAUUAGACAACAUAUGGAAAAUUUAUGAGAAUAUACUAAUAGAAAAGAAUGUUGAAGUUUUGGAAAAAAUCAUCAAGACCUUGAACAUCAAAAUCCUACCAAGGGAUUUAAGAUCAAAGGAUAACAAAAAUCUUUUAAACCAAGUCAUGGGACAAUGGCUGCCUGUAUCUUCAGCUGUUUUGUUAACAGUCACUGAAAAACUACCAUCACCAUUAUUUUCACAAGAGGAAAGAAUCCCAACCAUUUUGGAAUCUGCUCCAAAUCAUGAACUAAUAGAUCCCGUGUUGAAAAAAGCAAUGUUGAGCUGUGAUAAUACUGGGCCGGUGAGUGCCUAUGUUUCAAAGAUACUUUCAAUUCCAGAAGACGAACUUCCUCGUAAUCAAUCUACAAUGACACAAGAUGAAAUUAUGGAAAGAGGAAGAAAAGCAAGAGAAUUAGCGGCACAAGCUGCAGAACAUGCAAAACUCUAUGGAGAUGAUAAAAAAGCCGAUGAAAUCGAAGAAUUGGCUGCAAAUUUGGAUGAAUUCUCUAUCACUGGAAAUGGAAAUGUCGCUACUGCUACAACUGCUGCUGCUGAUCCAUAUGGAAUGUUCGAGUACGAAGAGGAAGAAGAAGAGGAAGAGGAAAUUGAAUUGACUCGUGAAGAGUUGAUCGGUUUUGCAAGAGUUUACAGUGGUACCUUAAAAGUUGGUCAAGAAUUGACAAUUUUAGAGCCAAAAUAUGAUCCAACAAAUCCAAAUGAGCAUAUUCAAAAGGCCACAAUCACUGAGCUUUAUUUAUUAAUGGGUAAGGAAUUAGUUCCCUUGGAUGAAGUUCCAUCUGGUAAUAUCGCUGGUAUUGGUGGUCUUGCUGGUAAGAUUUUGAAAAAUGGUACAUUGAUCGAGCCAGAUGUUGUUGGUGUGAACUUGGCUGGUAUAUCAUUACUAUCACCACCAAUUGUUAGGGUUGCAUUGGAACCUGUCAACCCAACACAAAUGGACAAAUUAGAAAGAGGUUUACAGCUGUUGAAUCAAGCUGAUCCUUGUGUUCAAACCUUUUUGGAAGAUACAGGUGAACAUAUUUUAGCUACUGCUGGUGAAUUGCAUCUUGAGCGUUGCUUGAAGGAUCUAAGAGAAAGAUUUGCUGGUAUUGAAAUUCAAGCUUCAGAGCCCGUCAUUCCAUAUCGUGAAACUUUCAUUGAAACCCCGGAAAUGAACCCUCCAAAGAAUCAAGAAUUAGGUAGGGGUGUCCAAACCUUUGAAUUAGGUACUGUUUCCGUUAAAUUGAGAUCUAUCCCAUUACCUCAACCUGUUAUUGACUUCUUAAUUGAACAUCAGUCAUCAAUCAACAAGUUUGUUAAUGCUAUCAAUAAGCGUCUCACAACAACAAUCUUGGAUGCUGAAAGUUUCAAACAAAAAUUACAACAACUAUUGGAUCAAGAUGAAAAACAUGGUGAUAUCUGGAAAAACAUUGUUGAACGUGCCAGUGCAUUUGGUCCAAAACGUUCAGGUCCAAAUAUUCUAUUUGAUUCAAGCACCAAAUCAAUCAGAAGACUCUUUGAAACUUCUGAAGAAGCUGACCAAAAAAGGUUUAGAUUUGAAAAUAGUAUCAUUAACGGUUUCCAAUUAGGAACAUCCAAUGGACCAUUAUGUCACGAACCAAUACAAGGUAUUGCAGUUAUUGUUGAGGAAAUUGAAGAGAAGGAAGCAACAGACGAAACACCAGUUAUUCCAAACUUAUUGGGAAGAUUGAUAACUACAACAAGAGAUACUAUUCAUCAAACAGUGUUAGAUUGGUCUCCUCGUAUUAUGUUGGCAAUGUAUACAUGUGACAUCCAGGCGUCAGCAGAAGUUCUCGGUAAAGUGUAUGCAGUUGUUCAAAGAAGACGUGGUCAUAUUUUAAGUGAAGAAAUGAAAGAAGGUACACCUUUUUUCCAAAUUGUUGCAAGAUUACCAGUUGUUGAAGCUUUUGGUUUCUCUGAGGAUAUUCGUAAGAAAACAUCUGGUGCUGCAUCCCCACAAUUGGUGUUUUCUGGUUUUGAAGCCAUUGAUGAAGAUCCUUUCUGGGUUCCAACAACUGAAGAAGAAUUAGAAAAGUUAGGAGAAUGGGCAGAGCGUGAAAACAUAGCCAGAAAGUACAUGAACACCAUCCGUAAAAGAAAAGGUUUGUUUGUGGAAGAAAAGGUUGUUCAAAAUGCAGAGAAACAAAGAACGUUGAAACGUAAUUAG
Messenger RNA from Hansenula anomala, 3102 nucleotides. It is a transcript of the gene RIA1, whose product is annotated as GTPase RIA1. The coding region runs from base 1 to 3102 and encodes 1033 amino acids. NCBI's taxonomy places the organism in Eukaryota, Fungi, Ascomycota, Saccharomycetes, Phaffomycetales, Wickerhamomycetaceae. Gene Ontology annotation, biological process: cytosolic ribosome assembly. The record is from RefSeq and is a predicted model, not a curated record. Gene Ontology annotation, molecular function: ribosome binding; GTP binding; GTPase activity. The transcript is spliced from 2 exons. Gene Ontology annotation, cellular component: ribonucleoprotein complex; cytosol.